CACCAUUUCUCCCCCUCUCUUUCUCUUUGAUUCCUGUGUGCUUGUGUGUAUUGCGUGAGCGAGCGAGCGAGAGAGACAGAGACAGCAAUGGAGAGAAACAGGGUGUGCAGGAUCUGCAACAGGCGUUUCUCUAAUGGCAAAGCCAUGGGUGGUCACAUGAGAUCUCACUUCGCCAAGCUCCCCCCGCGCCUCCCUCCAGCCACCCUCACCCCGUCUUCUUCGCUCUCUCUAUCCACCCAGCAGCAGCAGCAGCAGCAGCAGCAUCGAGAGAAGCCUCGGGCUUCGGUCCCGCCGGCCGCCCAGGAUCGUGUCGCGACCGUCCACGACAGAGGGAGCGACACCGAGUCGUCGCGGCGACGCGGGAAGCGGAACCGGUCCAGGCGGCGGCGGCGGCGUCGUGACGGCUCGGCGGCACGGGCCGAUGCUUUCUCGAAUGCCGACGUCGAGCAGACGAUAAGCUCGGUCUCGGAGACCGAGACCCUGUCCGAGGCAGACGUUGCUGUGUGCCUGAUAAUGCUCUCCAGGGACAAAUGGCCGAAACGAGCGAGAACAGAAGCGGACGAGCACGAGGACGACGGGGACGACUCGGUCUCCGUGACACAGACGGACAGCCGGGCCGGGUCGAGUCGGCCCAAGUACCAGUGCGAGACAUGCAACAGAGGUUUCGGAUCGUAUCAAGCUCUCGGCGGGCACAGGGCGAGUCACAAGAAGAUGAGUGACGAAAGCCAUAAUCACAAAAGACUUGCUUUCGAGUGUCCUUAUUGUCACAAGGUGUUUGAUUCCGGCCAAGCUUUGGGUGGGCACAAAAAGGUUCACAAUGAAGCCAUCACUGUCACUGCUAAGAAGAGCAAGAACUGUGGCGAGAGUUCAAUAGAUCUUAACCUACCAGCACCAGAAGAGAACGGUGAAGAAGAAACGACAGCGAGUUUGGUGGAGAUUUCUUCAGUCUCCAAUGAAGAAACGCUUUAUCCAAUCAAGAAGGGCUUCCUCCGGGUCUAGACUAGGGACAGUACAGUGUGAAUCAACUAUAAUUUCAAGAAUUGGGAUUCAACAGUUCUGUAGAGGUAAAUAAUACAGUUUGCUUUUGCGUUUGUAUAUGAUUUUCCGAAUGCCGGAGCUUGUUCGAGCAUCGAGAUAAA
Syzygium oleosum is the source of this 1139-nucleotide messenger RNA. Its product is annotated as zinc finger protein ZAT1-like. Bases 88 to 999 code for a protein of 303 amino acids. The transcript has a single exon. NCBI's taxonomy places the organism in Eukaryota, Viridiplantae, Streptophyta, Magnoliopsida, Myrtales, Myrtaceae. The record is from RefSeq and is a predicted model, not a curated record. Gene Ontology annotation, biological process: regulation of DNA-templated transcription.